CAUUCUCGGAAUAAACACAUUGAAGUCCGGUAUCAUUUAAUUUGAGAUUUAGUCCAAGAUGGUAAGAUACAUCUUGAUUUUAUUAGGACAGAAUGUAAAUGGGCCAUAUUUUAACUAAACCCUUGCCAGUUGAUCAGUUUCUACAUAUCAGUCGUGAAUUAGGGCUUUUCUCUCUUCAUGAUCUGGCUGAUCAUUAGUAGUACCUUUUCUUGCCUCAUCUGAUCUCUAAUUGAUUCUUCUUCCCUUUUCCUGAUCUGCUAAUGGAUACUAAUCCUUCUGGCAAUUUACCAUGUCUUUCCUCUUCACUCCUAUAAGUUCCUUAGGAUUCUCAUCUUUCCAGUCACUCACCCUUCCUCUUCGAAAUACUCUUUUCCAAGUAUUCACUUAAUCAUGGUGCUCAACAAUGCUCAACUCCAUCAUGCUGUUACCUUCUCCAACAAGGUAUUCCGCAAAGAUAAGGAAUACUCUAGGUAUGUGCGUCGCUUCCGCGAUCGUGCUAUCUAUCCAUCCUUCACUGUCCAACCCUAUGCCUUUUCACGGUAUGACAUGGAUAUUCCUACCUUGAUUCGCAAUCUUGGUUGGGAGUCCUUGUUCGAAGAUCAGCGUUUUACAUAUUGUCUGGAGGCUAUGAGAUUGUUCUAUGUCAAUCUCAAACGUGGGUCAGGACCAGAUCUUUAUUCUUUCAAAACUGCUGUUGGCAACUUUGAGAUCACGGUCACUGCAGAUCUGCUUGCCAGUGAACUAGGGCUGCCACAUGAUGGACUCAGGGCAGGUGAUGAUGGCCAGUUUUGUGACUAUGAUUUCGAUUAUUGUCAUGUCCUGGACGAUCUUGUUCAUGAUAUUGGUCGCUAUUUCCCCAAUCUGCACUCUGCUGGUCGUCUACCUGAUGAUCUGCGCGUUCUGCACUUCUUCAUCACUAGGAUUCUUCUUCUUAGAUCUCUCUCGAGUGCCACUCUGCUUCACACCUCCAAUCUCUGGAUCCUUCAUCAUGCCAGGUCAGGACAGCGUAUCAGUUAUGCGUUGCUAGUCUUCUGCCAUCUGGUCCAAUAUGGAGAUGACAACAAUGAUGGAUGGUUGCCCCUGGCACCUCUUAUCACUCAGCUGCUACGAAAAUUGGGCAUCGACCUUCGCGAUAAGGUCACUCUCUGCAAUGUUCAUGAUGAUCUGAAGGCUCAACAUGUCCUCGCUCAUUUGGAUGCCAGUGUUGGUCCCCGAAAGCCUGUCAUUGGCUUAGGGGGGAAAGCUGCUACCUUGAUCAAAGCUUUAGUGUCUGCUGCAGAGGUCGUGAUCGAUCGAGAACUCACUGGUUUCUCCAAUGAGCUGAAAGGGAAGCGCAAGAUACCUUUGGCUUCUCUAUCCACCCGGUUGAAACUACUCAAUGAUGGAGGGGGUGCAAGCACUUCAAGAAUCAGAGAGGAGGAUGAAGUUGUCGAAGAGCCUGAAGACAAUGCUGACAUUUCUGACUAUGACUCUCCUCCUCACUAUCCUUUCUAGAAGGAUAAUUUAGCCUACUUAGGAUCCUGUCUAGAAUCUAGGUCUAUGUUAUCUAGAGCAAAAAGCAGCCGUAGCUGCCCCCUUAUUGUCCUUCAAUUUUCUUAAUGAAUAAAGUGGCAUAUU
Messenger RNA from Linum trigynum, 1617 nucleotides. NCBI's taxonomy places the organism in Eukaryota, Viridiplantae, Streptophyta, Magnoliopsida, Malpighiales, Linaceae. The record is from the annotation of a GenBank genome assembly.